This is a messenger RNA of Cryptomeria japonica (Japanese cedar), 3965 nucleotides long. RefSeq names its product putative pentatricopeptide repeat-containing protein At5g52630. Bases 327 to 2369 code for a protein of 680 amino acids. Gene Ontology annotation, molecular function: protein binding; zinc ion binding; RNA binding. The record is from RefSeq and is a predicted model, not a curated record. The transcript has 2 exons. Gene Ontology annotation, biological process: RNA modification. NCBI's taxonomy places the organism in Eukaryota, Viridiplantae, Streptophyta, Pinopsida, Cupressales, Cupressaceae.
GUGAGUGUUAUGAUACUUUUUCUAACAAGUUCUGUUAUCCACAAAACAUAUACAUUAACGGAAAUUGUUGUUGUUUCGUAUUAUUCGAUAAAUGCGUUGAUUUCGCAUUCAAGUCAGACUUUUUCCAACUUGCUCAUCAGGGAAUGUUUGAUCAACAUAGACAGCAGAGAGCAGAAUGAGUAAAUAUGCGAUCAACUUCACAUUUCAAAAUUUGGGUAUGACAAUGAUGUAUUUUGCAUUUCCUUAUAACAUGCACACCGCUUCAAUCGCUCAAGAAAAUUUUGCUAUAAAAUAGCGAUGGCAAGAGACACUGUACAUUAGAUACAAUGGAGCAAGACAUGAAUCUGUAUACCCACCUCUUACACGAAUGUAUUAAAACAAGAGCUCUUCAACAGGGAAAGCAGCUUCAUACCCAUAUUAUCAAGACUGGAUUUACUGGACAUAUCUUUCUUGGCAAUUUGCUUCUUAAAUUGUAUGUCAAAUGUAGGAGGUUGGAAGACUCUCGCCAAGUGUUUGACAAAAUGCCUGACCGAGAUGCCGGGAUUUGGAUGUCCAUGAUUACGGGGUAUACACAGAAUAGACGAAGUAAAAAUGCAUUAGAACUAUUUUGCCAAAUGCAACAGGCGGACGUCAAACCAAACCGAUUCACGUUUGCUGCGAUUCUUCAAGCCUGUGCCAGCUUAGCAGCUCUGAAACAAGGGAGACAGGUUCAUUCACAAAUCAUUAUGACUGGAAACCUUAUAGAUAUUGUUCCAAACAACAUUCUUAUUGAUAUGUAUUCUAAAUGUCGCUGCAUAGAUGAUGCACGCAAACUAUUUGACAAAAUGCCACGACGAGACAGUAUCUCUUGGAAUGCUAUGCUUGCAGGCUAUUCACAGAACGGAAAUCCGGAAGUAGCCCUUGAAUUCUUUAGGCAGAUACGGAGAGCAAGAAUUGAAUUAAAUCAGUUUGCAUACUCCAGCGUUCUGAAGGCUUGUGCUGCCAUGGCAGAAUUGCAACCGGGUAAGCAAGUUCAUGCUCACGUAAUUAAAACCAAGUCUGGUUCUGAUGUGUAUGUGGGAAGUUCGCUUGUUGAUAUGUAUACAAAAUGUGCACGGAUAGAAGAUGCCCGCCAUGUGUUUGACAAAAUGUCUACCUCUAAUGUUGUCACAUGGACAACAAUGAUUGCAGGGUAUGUUCAGAGUGAGCUCGUUGAGGAAGCCCUAAAGUUGUUUUGCCAGCUUCCUCAUCGGGAUAUUAAGCCUGACGAAUUUAUAUUUUCCAGCGUUCUCAGUGCAUGUGCAAGAUUAUCUGCUUUUGAACAGGGUACGCAAAUCCACGGUCACGUCAUUAAAACAGGAUAUGAAUCCCAAAAAUGUGCAGGGAAUUCUCUUAUUGAAAUGUAUUCAAAAAGUGGGUGCAUAAAGGAUGCCCGACGAGUACAUGAAUCGAUGCUUACCAGAGAUGUAAUCUCAUGGACAGCUAUGAUUGCAGGUUAUGCUCACCAUGGGUAUGGCAUUGAGGCCCUCCAACUUUUCAAAGAAAUGCAACAGGCAGGGACAAAACCAAACAAUAUCACCUUUGUUUGUGUACUUUCUGCCUGCAGUCAUGCUGGGCUAGUGGACGAGGGUCGCUAUUACUUUGAUGCUAUGCAACAAGAUUAUGACAUAAUUCCAACAUCAGAGCACUAUGCUUGCAUUGUAGACCUUCUUGGUCGUUCUGGGCACAUUGAGGAGGCUGAUAAAAUAGUUAACACAAUGCCAUUUAAGCCUUGUGCUUCUGUCUGGGGAGCAUUACUUGGUGCAUGCAGGGUUCAUGGCAACACAGAAAUAGGGAGACGUGCAGCUGAAAAUCUUCUUGAACUAGAGCCACAAUGUUCAGGCACUCAUGUGCUGCUCUCAAACAUUUAUGCUGCAGCUGGUAAAUGGGAUGAUGCAGCAAAAGUAAGGAAAUUGAUGAAAGAUAGGGGAGUGAAAAAGGAGACUGGACUCAGUUGGGUUGAGGUAAGGAGUACAGUCCACACUUUUGCUGUUGGCGACAGAUUGCAUCCAGAAUCUGAGAGGAUAUAUGCAAUGUUAGAAGCACUAACACAGAAAAUGAAAGAUGCGGGAUAUGCUCCUAACACUAGCUGUGUUCUGCGGGAUGUUGAGGAGGAGCAGAAGGAAGAUGUUCUUCGUUACCACAGCGAAAAGCUGGCACUUGCUUUUGGGCUUAUUAGUACACCUACUGGAGCAACUAUUCGAAUAAAAAAGAACCUCCGUGUUUGUGAUGACUGCCACACUAGCAUCAAGCUCAUUUCCAAGAUUGUAGAAAGAGAAAUUGUAGUGAGGGACACUAAUCGAUUCCAUAAUUUUAACAAUGGACUCUGUUCGUGUGGUGAUUAUUGGUGAUACUAAAAUGAGGGAUACCAUGCAGCCUAAUGGGAUCGGGUGAAUAUCAGUUCAUUCUGGCACACUGUAAUAUGAGGAUCUCCAAGAUGAUGAACAGGAUGCGAAUCUGACGUGGGGAACUGCUGGACUUGCUCCCUUCAUCAUGUGGCCACGUUAAAGCGGCCCAAAAAGCAACUGUAUGUAAUAGCACAUGCCCGAGAAUGGAGCUCCAGUUUGUGUCCCAAGUUUGAGGAAUCUUCUGUAAAUUCGUACACUUAUCUCUGCAGAUCAUCGUUGUGUGGAAUUGGAAAGCCAGCCUUACACGUUGAAAUAUGAAGGGAAAAAUGACGCCAUAUUGGAAAGAUGGAGGAGGCAGCAUUGAUGGGAAAGAAGUUGCUUAGAUGCAACUAAAGCAGAAGAAAGAAAAGAGAACAGUUUCUACUUGUGGGUAGUGGAGUGAGCUGGAAGUGGCUAGAAGUACCACCUGCAGGCAAAUUGUUUUGGUGAAAUAGACUAAAGAGAAGCUCGCCAACACGCCAAUAGAUACUUAUGAUGGAGAUAAACACAUAGAUGAAGAAAUCUAUUAUUACAUUGCAUUGCAUAACAUAGAGAUACUGAAAUAAGAUCAGGGCCCUUCCCUGCUUAUACAAUAAAAAAUAUAGAGAUCCUGAAAUGGAUAUGUUUUUAACAAUGAAAAUACCUUCGAGAGAUUAAAACAACCAUCGAUUCCCUUAAUAAACUAAUCAAAUAUUCUGAUUAUUCCAACACCCCCACCGAAUUUGUAAUUUCUGUACAUUGUCUGCUAUGAAGGGUCUAGUCUGUAACUAUCCAAUGUUGUUAGGAGACAAUGACUUUGAAAAGCCAUCCCCAAGUUGAUUCUAAGUGGAGGCGAACUACAUGUGUUUCUUAUCUCUACACCAUGUCUCUGUUGAAGUGGCAAUGAACCUCUAUAAAUUUGGAUAACUCAUGCACAAAAUGAUGUUUCACCAUCUUUAAUAAACUUUGAUUAACGCUAUAUAUUGUUGGUUUCUUGGAGGAUAUACCCACAUCAGUUGGAUUUUUUGAAGCCAAAUUGCUUCGCAUACGCCUUCUUGUACUCCACUUCAGUUGAAGAUAUGCUAACAGUCAUUUGGUUCUGACUUACCCGGGACACCGCUCUUUAAUUGCGAUGCAUAAACGUAGUCUUUAGAGCUGAGAAACUUCUCUGAGGAAAGAUAGGUGUUAAGUAAUUCCUAUACAGGCAUUUAAGAGACUUUUAGUAUGGAGCCAAAUUGAGAAAUAAAGUUUGGUCAAGAAGGCAGGGGUGUAUGAAUCGAUAAGUGCUUUGCUAUACAAAAAGUACCAUUGUUACUGAAAAAGAUCCGAUUUAAAAUACUUUUUGGAAAUUAUUUUCAUUCUUCUCAUUAUGAUACAGACAAAUGAUUAGCUGGCAUUUGUCUUAAUCCCAAAGAAUCUUCAGUUUCUUAAGGAUUGUUACAGCCUACAAGCGUUGUAGUUUGUGAUCUACUGUGUAAAAUGUUUGUUUUGAAGCAAAUUAUAAUGCCCGAUAGAAGAAAUCUUGUUGUCUAAAUGUUGCAACGUUGAAAGAUUGUAUCAUGUGCAUCCAAUUCAAAGAUG